Molecule: messenger RNA, 3330 nt
Organism: Eupeodes corollae
Lineage: Eukaryota; Metazoa; Arthropoda; Insecta; Diptera; Syrphidae
Gene: pyx
Product: transient receptor potential channel pyrexia
Exons: 12
Coding region: 476-3301 (941 amino acids)
Biological process (GO): monoatomic ion transport; transmembrane transport
Cellular component (GO): membrane
Molecular function (GO): protein binding; monoatomic ion channel activity
Source: RefSeq, a predicted model, not a curated record
CACGAACGGAUAAAAUAUUUCUUAAGUGCUGUAAAACAAAAAAUAUAAAUUUAAUUCAAAUGCGAAAUAAACAACCAAAUAGUUUUAAAUAAUUCAUAAUUUAAUAAAAAAGAGUUUUUUCUCGAUAGAAAGAAGGUGAUAAAUGAACAUUUAGAUAUUUAUUAAAAUCAAAAUACACAAAAUCCCAGCCACAUCGAAGCCACUUUUGUUUACCUUCGGCUUGUGGUUCGUUAUUAAGAAAAUGUAAACAAUUCAUAUGUGAGCAAUAAAAUACUUUUCCAACGCGCAAACACGAAAAAUAGAUUUUUUUAUUUGUGAAAAGAGCACCUGGCGGAGAGUUUCAUUGUUCCAAGAACCGCUGCGCUUAAGUGCCCGUCCGGUUAAUAGCAUUUUUUAACAAUAUUUUUGUAUCGGAAUUUUUAAGUGUAAAAAGUGGAACAAACUAGAAUCGUGCUUCCGGGAGUUGAGCAGGCUAAUGAAGACCACUUUGUUAAACCAGACUAUGGAGAAUGUACGAUUUUCGAUUAUAGAAAACGACUUGAACUGGAAUUCAGAUAGAGAACUAGAAGACUUAUACGACAAACGUAGCAUAUCCAGCGAGAGCGAUAGUGAUAUAUUUAGUAAUGAAACCGAUGCCAUUAAUUCCUGGCAACAACAUAGCCAUGUUAUUUGGGACAUUAAAGAAAUUGAAGACACAUUAAGUCGACAAUGUGUUAGUUCCGGCAAUAUUUUCGAAAUGGUUAAGUGUGGAGAGUUUUACGAAUUAAGUUCCGGUUCUUCAGAAGUAAAUCUGGCUUUGCUCUACUCAGCUUUGUACGGAUUUGUAGAUAGCAUCGUGAUUCUUCUGAAUACGUUUUUUGCCGAUCCUAAUGCCCAUGAUUCAAAAGGAAGAACAUCAUUGCACUUUGUUUGCGCGAAUGGUAAUUCUCAAAUUGCUAAAAUUUUGUUGGAUCAUGAAGCGGACCCAAACUGUUGGGAUUUCAAAAAGGAAGUGACGCCUUUACAUUGUGCUGCAAGCGCUGGGAGCGUAGAUUGUGUAUUACUUCUACUUCGGCGAAGGGCACAAAUAAACAUUGGAAUAGAAAAACGAUCAGCUCUUCACUUUGCUAUUGACAGGAAUGCUGUUGAAUGUGUUGAAACGCUAUUGAAGUAUGGCGCUAAUCCAAAUACACCUCAAGUCUACACAGAGACUCCUUUGCACACAGCAUGUGCUUUAGGGAAUACAAAAUGUGUAGAGCUUUUACUUGCCCAUGGAGCUGAUGUUCGGCCACAAUUUGGAGAAGGCAAGCUAACAGCACUUCACCUUGCUGCCGAAAAUGACUAUGUAGAAUGUGUGCGACUUCUAUUAGAAAAUGGCGCUGAUGUUAACUGUCGAAAUGCAGGCUAUCAAACGCCAUUGCACUUAGCCUGUCUAUCACAGUCGGUGGAAACUGUGGAGAUGUUAAUUAAAUAUGGUGCCAACGUGAAUGCGCAUUACAGAGAUGGCCGAACAGCUCUACAUGCAGCCAUCGUUAAGCAAUCAAGAUGUUUAGAUUGUUGCAUUGCUCUGUUAAGAGCUGGAGCCGAUGUUAAUAAGGCAGACAACUAUGGAUACACUCCCUUACACAUAGCUGCUUUAAAUGAGUUCAGCAACUGUGUUUAUACAUUUAUAGAAAAUGGAGCAGAUGUAACGGCAAGGACUGAUGGGAAUGUUUCGGCAUUAUCAUUUAUUGUACGGCGAACUCCUGAUGUGGUGCCUAAACUCAUUGCCAAUUUGGACGCAUCAAUUAAGGUCAACGAUCAUGAAAUAGGAGAUGUCGAUUGCGAAAUAAAAUUGGACUUUCGACAUUUGGUUCCAUUGCCAACUCUGGAAAGAGGCGAGACAGAGCUGCUUAUGUCCUUCAUUGAAGUUGGCCAGAAGCGCAUUCUGAUACAUCCACUAUGCGAAACAUUCUUAUUUCUAAAAUGGAGACGAAUACGAAAAUUCUUCCUCAUGAGCCUCCUGUACCACACAGUAUACGUCCUAAUGUUUACAAUCUAUGUGUUUGGAGUAUACGUUAGAAACUGCGAAAAGGGUACCACCUGCACGGCAGCAAAUUAUAUAUCAUCUACUGGCUACUUUGUGGUGGUUUUAAAUCUAUUGCUGUUAGUUAAGGAGCUUUUUCAGAUGGCACAUGGUUUGACGGGCUAUGCAAAAUAUUGGGAAAACUGGUUGCAGUGGACGAUAAUUUUUGGAGUGUUUCUAUGCGUGACACCUGCUCUCUUGGUUGCUAAAGAUUUGCUUGCAGUACCCGAGUGGCAACAUCAUGUCGCUGCAAUUGUUAUGUUCCUUGUAUGGCUGGAAUUAAUGAUGUUGGUCGGUCGGUUUCCUAUUUUUGGGCUUUACAUUCAAAUGUUCACAAAGGUUUCUAUGAACUUUGGAAAAUUUUUACUAGCUUACUGCUGCUUAUUAAUUGCGUUUGGGCUGAGUUUUUGCGUCCUGUUUACAGAUUAUCCUGCUUUUAUAAAUAUAGCCUGGUCCCUUCUAAAAGCUGUCACAAUGAUGUCCGGCGAACUUGAGUUUGAGGAUAUUUUUUACGGAGAUAUUCCAAUUAAAUACCCCGUAACUGCGCAUAUUCUAUUUCUAUCAUUUGUAUUACUAGUGACCGUUAUAUUAACUAAUUUAAUGGUUGGGUUGGCGGUAAAUGAUAUUCAAGGUCUGCAAGUUUCAGCAACAUUAGAUAGACUAGUUCGGCAAGCGGAGUUGGUGUCACGUCUUGAAUGCCUACUCUUUUCACGCCUUCUUCGGAACUCACCAAGGCGAUUGUUGGCUCUAUGUAAACGCAGCUCUUUACUUCGGGCAUCAAGAAACCAAUUGCAAUUUGUCAUGCGUCCCAAUGACCCAAGAGACAAACAGUUGCCGGAGGAAUUGAAAAUAAACAUCUAUAAGAUGGUUGCGGAGAGAAGAGAUCGCAGCCAGAGCCUCAAGCAGAAAAAAUACGAGAAUAAUUGUAUGUUUUUUAACAAAUCCAUGCAAAGUCGUGAAUUCAACAAAAAUCAGAAAGCAGAUAACUUGUGCAUACUGCGCCCUCGUUCAGCAACAAAUGUACCAAGUCAAUUGAAAUUAUAUGAAAAUUUUAGCUCUUCGACCGAUUUGAAACCCCAAAAUGACAAUAUUAAACCAUUGAAACAAGAGAUUCAGUGCAUAAAAGUCCAAUUGAAGGAUUUGUCUGAGAAAAUUGAGAAACUAGUUGAAAUCAUUGAUGUAAAAUCCAUUAAUGUCUCAGAAGAGCUAGGUAACAUUAAAAAAAAAUUAGAACAAAAAUCUCAGUUUUACUUUUAGCAGAUAAUAGAAUUCGUAAAUUAAAAUUA